Messenger RNA from Rhododendron vialii, 725 nucleotides. Its product is annotated as EG45-like domain containing protein. The record is from RefSeq and is a predicted model, not a curated record. NCBI's taxonomy places the organism in Eukaryota, Viridiplantae, Streptophyta, Magnoliopsida, Ericales, Ericaceae. Gene Ontology annotation, cellular component: cell wall; apoplast. Gene Ontology annotation, biological process: systemic acquired resistance. The coding region runs from base 59 to 496 and encodes 145 amino acids. The transcript has 3 exons.
AACAAUUUGUAGUCCUUUCUACAGGUGUUUGGUAGGAAGAAAAGAGAAAAAAGUUGAAAUGGGUGCCAAAAUAUUAAUUUCAAUACUGGUGGUCAUAUCAAUCUAUCUUGUUCCGAUGACAUAUGCACAAUAUAUGUACUCGGGGACUGCUUCAGUCAGGCCUGCCCCUUAUGCUGAUAGGUCAUGCCCUGACGAGACGAUCAGCGACCUCAAUAAUACCUGUGUCGCCAUAGCAGGCGACGCUGUAUGGGAAGGGCCCCAAACAUGCGGCACAAAAUACUUUAUAAAUUGCACUGGUUCUACGAUCCAGGGUCUGCCUUGCCCGUGCACAGGUAAAAGUGUUGUUGUCACGAUUGUGGAACAUUGCCUCACAUCAGUUACCUGCAGCGUCAACGGCAACUUCAAUACCUUCCAACUUUCUCAAGAAGCUUUCCUCGAAAUUGCAGACCCUACUUAUCCAAAUAUCGCAAUUGAAUACAAGAGAGUAUACUACUAAAUUAAGAAAGUUUCGGAAAGGGUUGCAGCCUCCAACAUCCAAAAUGAGAAGGAUAUGUUGAAAUUAAUAUUUGUAUAAUUCCAUGAGCGUUGUUGUACUAGCACGAAUGUUGUUUGUCUUGCUGUCUUCUUUUUCCGAUUCAACUGGCAUAAAUAAGAAAGAAACUUAUAAAACAGGUCUUGUUGUCUUGUUGUAAGAUUAAAGAAGAGAGUUCACUUCUUUUGAACCA